This is a messenger RNA of Grus americana (Whooping crane), 1176 nucleotides long. It is a transcript of the gene PSTK, whose product is annotated as phosphoseryl-tRNA kinase. The record is from RefSeq and is a predicted model, not a curated record. Gene Ontology annotation, molecular function: kinase activity; tRNA binding. The coding region runs from base 37 to 1176 and encodes 379 amino acids. NCBI's taxonomy places the organism in Eukaryota, Metazoa, Chordata, Aves, Gruiformes, Gruidae. The transcript is spliced from 6 exons.
GCCCGCCAGGGGGCUCCCGCGGGGCCGGCCCCGCGCAUGCGCACAGCAGCGGCCUACCGCUGGCGGCCCCCGGGAGCGGCGGCCGGGCUUCUGGCGGCAAUGGCGGCGGCGGCGGCGGAGGAGCGGGGCGGCGCCGGGCGCACCCGGGUAGGACUGUGCGUGCUGUGCGGGUUGCCGGCGGCCGGAAAGUCCACCCUGGCCCGCGCCCUGCGCCGCCGCCUGCCGCACCGCCCGGGCUGGGCCUGCGCCCUCCUCACCUACGACGAGCUCAUCCCGCCGGAGGCCUUCGACCCGCGCGAGCCGGGGGCGGAGCCGUCAUUGCCGGCCCGCUGGAAGCAGAGCCGGCGCGAGUUGCUGCAGUGCCUGGAGCGCUUCCUGCGGGCGCUGCUCACCGGGGACCCGCUGCCAGCUCCCGCCGCCGCCACCCAGCCGGCCUGGGAGCGCUUCCUGGCCUGCUGCCACGGGCAGGGGCUGCUUUCCUCGGCGGACAGUCAGGCCGGAGCUGGCCGAUACCGGACGCACGCAGCCACGUCUAGGCCGCUCUACGUGAUCUUGGAUGACAAUUUUUAUUAUCAGAGCAUGAGAUACGAGGUGUACCAGCUGGCUCGCAAAUAUUCCUUGAGCUUCUGCCAGAUAUUUUUAGAGUGUCCACUUGAAUGCUGCUUGCAGAGAAAUCAUCAAAGAAGUCAUCCGUUACCUGACCAGACAAUAUUGUUAAUGGCAAGAAAAAUAGAAAUGCCAGAUCUUAAGAAAAAUGCUUGGGAACAGAACAGCCUCAUUCUGAAAAGUUUUGAUUGUACUUCAGAGGAUAAUGAGCAGAUAAUCAGUUUGCUGACCACUGCUUUGGAAAACCCAGUGAAGCAAAACGAGGAAAACACUGAGCAAAAGGAAGCGGAUCGAGCAACCUGUGCAGCUAGUGCUGUCCAUCAGGCUGAUCAGACAUGCAGACGCAUCAUCUCUCAGACAAUGAAGGAUGCAAAAGAUAAAAACGUGCUCCCAAGUGAGAUGAAGAGCCUGGCUGAAGAACUCAACAAGCUCAAAGCCGAAUUUUUGGAAGACCUGCGGCAAGGAAAUAAUUUGAAAAAACAAAAUCAAUAUUUUGACCCUGCUACAAGUAUAAUUUCUUCAUUCCAACAUGAGGCAACUAAUAUAGUUAAUAAAUAUAUUUUAAAAUAA